GAGCAAGUCAAGUUCUACCUUUUUUUUUUUUGAACUGGUCAAGUAAAAGACUUCACAAACAUUGAAAGAGAAAGAGCUGAAGAAGCAAGCAAAAAAGCAAAAAAAAUUCGAAAAAUCAGAAAUGGAUCCUCAGCUCUGGCACAAAGUUGCAGCUGUCUCUGGUGUAGCUGCUCUAGGGUUGGGAACAUAUGGCGCUCAUGGUUUCAAGCCGCAGAAUCCUUCCUACAGCGAUGUGUGGCGUACAGCAAAUUUGUACCAUUUGGUUCACACAGCUGCUCUGCUAGCCGCUCCUAUUACCUCCCACCCUAAUAUUUUUGGAGGCCUUUUGACUACUGGAAUCCUGGCAUUUUCGGGGACGUGCUAUGCCGUUGCAUACCUAGAAGAUCGAACGUAUUCUCGGUUGGCCCCCUUUGGAGGAUUUGCCUUCAUUGGUGCUUGGGCAAGCUUGAUGUUCUGAGCAGUUUCAUCUCUCAAAAUAACAUGUUGUAAUUGCUAUUGCUAUUGAGAAUAUGCCUGUUUGCAAUAAACUUUGUAUACUGCUUUUUAGCUAUAAUAUAAAGAAUAAAAGUUAUUUCUUUCAA
Messenger RNA from Salvia miltiorrhiza (redroot sage), 581 nucleotides. RefSeq lists its product as uncharacterized. The record is from RefSeq and is a predicted model, not a curated record. The coding region runs from base 122 to 457 and encodes 111 amino acids. NCBI's taxonomy places the organism in Eukaryota, Viridiplantae, Streptophyta, Magnoliopsida, Lamiales, Lamiaceae. The transcript has 5 exons.